UUCAUCUUUGUGGCAAUUCCGAACAAGUCGAAGUCGUGGAAGGUAAGUUUCAGGAGUGCAUGUAAAUGCUCCACAUAACUUCAGCCAAGCAAGAAGAAGAUCAGCCAGCUACCACUCCAAGUCCAGUUCCACCCAUCCACUGAUCAUCCACCGAAUGGCUCCUGUGAAGAGGAGUUGUGCUUACAGUCUUUGAAAAGUUGGGAGGAAGAGUACUACAGGAAGAGACUUAGUGAUCCUUUAUCCUACGCAUGUCUCGUCGCAUGUGCCGAUCCGGUGCUCCAUGCGCAGGGCUGAGGCGGAAGCUGCCUUCUACUAAGCCUACUAAAAAUCUAAUCUUCUUCGGGCAAAGGAUCGUGGUACUCAAAGAGGGUCGGGCUCUGUCUCAAAGGAGACGGUGGUGGGGAUCGUUCUCAACGCCCUCGUCCCUCGUCACACUCAAACAUGGAGUUUCCUCCGCAAUUCCCUCAACAACAGCUACCUCCAUUUGAGCUUUAUGGCAGUCUGGUGCGCAGUUCCUUGCGCCUGGCAUGAGUCGAAGGGGGUUGGAACUAGGAGCUUGCUUUCAUUCUAUCAAAGAGAGUAAAAAGGCGUCCCUGAAGGUCGUGCUGCUUAUGAUGGACGAUAGGACUUUGCUUGAUUCGAACUGCAGAUCAAGUGGAUUAAGGGUAGUUUAUCACUAUCUCCAUCCCAUGUGAACUAUGCUGAGUGGAGAGUCCCCUCCUUUGAUUUCUUGAAGGGGACGAAAGAAACUAAGGGCCAAAGAGGGCAACCCACUCGACUCGGGAUCAUAGUGAAAAACUACCUUUGAAAUAUCUUACUUUCAAUUCUUGCUGUAGUCGGCCUUGAGUCUCGUCUCAGUCUAGUUUUUACGGCUACCUUCAGGAAAGAUGGCAUCAAGAGGGGCGGAUCCGUGCAGCCUUUCAGCUCUUCCAAUCUAUUGUUAGUUUGCGAAUUCUAGAGAGCAAUGUUGAUAAAUAUAAUGUGAGGUCAAGGCGAAUGCGAAUCGUCUACUUAAUCGUCAUCGUCAUCGUCUUAGAUGACGAGCACAUCACGACUCAGUAGACGAGAUAAACGAGAAAUACAACUUACUUGCUUUAUAUUGUGUCACGAAUGCCG
This is a messenger RNA of Amoebophrya sp. A25, 1116 nucleotides long. NCBI's taxonomy places the organism in Eukaryota, Dinophyceae, Syndiniales, Amoebophryaceae. The record is from the annotation of a GenBank genome assembly.